Molecule: messenger RNA, 3267 nt
Organism: Nezara viridula (southern green stink bug)
Lineage: Eukaryota; Metazoa; Arthropoda; Insecta; Hemiptera; Pentatomidae
Source: the annotation of a GenBank genome assembly
GUUUUGGAGCGUGAUUUCCCCCCACAGUUACAACUUAUCAUGGAAUGACGGUGAUGACAUUGUAGGAUUACGAAAUUCAAAUCUAAUCUAAAUCAGCAUCUCUCUGAAAGAAGUGGAAGUCAAAACUGGUUGGAACUUAGUUAUUUUUCAACAUUAAUUUCAGACCCUUUUUUAAAAUCAAAAUGUCUCAGUUGGCAGAUAUUGGUAUGAUUGGAUUAGCUGUAAUGGGACAAAAUCUGAUCCUUAAUAUGAAUGACCAUGGCUUUGUUGUUUGUGUUUACAAUCGUACUACAGAUAAAGUUGAUAGUUUUCUCAAUAAUGAGGCAAAAGGGACAAAAGUCAUAGGUGCACAUUCGAUUGAUGAAUUAGUUUCAAAACUAAAAACUCCAAAACGAAUAAUGAUGCUUGUUAAAGCUGGACCAGCUGUAGAUGCUUUUAUAGAAGCACUUCUUCCUCAUCUCUCUCCAGGUGACAUUAUUAUAGAUGGUGGAAAUUCUGAAUAUAAAGAUACAGAUAGACGCAUUGCUAGAGUUUCUGAGGCAGGAGUGUGUUUUGUCGGGACUGGUGUUAGUGGAGGGGAAGAAGGUGCUAGAACUGGACCAAGUCUUAUGCCAGGUGGAGAACCAGCUGCUUGGCCUCACAUUCGACCUAUUUUUACUUCUAUCUGUGCUUUUGCGGAUGGUGACCCUUGCUGUGAUUGGGUUGGUACUGGUGGCUCUGGUCACUUUGUUAAAAUGGUUCAUAAUGGAAUAGAAUAUGGUGACAUGCAGAUAAUAUGCGAGGCAUAUCAUCUCAUGAAAGAUGCUCUUCACCUAUCUAAUUUGGAAAUGUCUCAGGUCUUAGAUGAAUGGAAUAAAGCGGAACUUAAUUCCUUCCUAAUCGAAAUUACCAGAGAUAUUCUCAAGUUUAAGGAUUCAGAUGGACAGUACCUUUUGGAGAAAAUCCGUGAUACUGCUGGGCAAAAAGGAACAGGAAAGUGGACUGCCAUUGCAGCUCUUGAAUUUGGUGUACCUGUAACUCUUAUUGCAGAAAGUGUGUUUUCAAGGUGUUUAUCAAGCAUGAUUGGAGAAAGAGCUAUUGCAAGUGAAAAAUUAUCAAAUGAUAAGAAACCGAGUUAUUCUGGAGAUAAAAAGGAAUUUAUUGAAUUCAUCCGUCAGGCUGUUUAUGCUUCAAAGAUUGUGUCUUAUGCUCAAGGUUUUAUGCUGAUGCGUGAGGCUGCUAAAAAUUAUGGUUGGGAAUUAAAUUAUGGAUCAGUAGCCUUAAUGUGGCGUGGUGGAUGUAUUAUUCGAAGCUCUUUUUUGGGUGAAAUAAGAAAUGCUUUUAUUGCUGAACCUAAUCUAAGCAAUCUUUUGGUUUCUGAUUGGUUUGCUAAAGAAAUCUCAAAGUGUUCGAAUGGAUGGAGACAAACAGUUGCACAGGCAGCUCUCCUUGGCAUUCCUACUCCUGCAUUUUCAUCAGCUUUAUCAUUUUAUGAUGGAAUGAGAUCUUCAAGGCUUCCAGCUAAUCUCAUUCAGGCUCAAAGGGACUAUUUUGGAGCACAUACAUAUGAGUUACUAAGCCAACCUGGCAAGUUCAUUCAUACAAAUUGGACAGGCCAUGGAGGAAAUGUCUCGGCAUCAACCUAUGAAGCUUGAUUCUUUCCACUGUAAAAGAUUAAUAGCUAAAUGUUGCUGAUGAAAGAACCGGAAUCAAUUGACCAAUCAUUUUUAUUAUUAAGUUUUAUUCAAAAUUAAAAUAGAGUAGUUUAUAUUGUUACACAGAAAAGUAUUCAAUGAUGGCUUUGAUAUCCAAUAGUUAGACUCUGUCAGAAUCAGAUAAGCCUUUAGUGUUGUUACUUUAUUCAGUUUUGAAUACUUAUGAUUGCUUGCACUAAAUACUGAUAACACACAGUAGUGGCUACUCAUUAUUUUUUGUUUUUAUACAGAAACCUUUCUGAUGUUGCAAUAUUAUUUGGUUGAUUUGUAACGUUAGGAAACUGAUUAUUAUUUUAAAUACUUUUUUUUUUUGACAAUAUCAACAUUCCUAAUUGAUUCCAAUAAAUAUUAAAAAAAAAAUAUAUUUUGUACUUGGGAAAUUUGUUAUUUUGAUUUUAUAUAUAUUAUUAUAAUACAUAGCUAUAUUUUUGUAUGUAUAUAUUAUAAAUAAAUAUUCUAAAUAUUUAUGUUAUCUUUAUUAAACAUUAAUAAACAUAUAAAUAUUGUAUGAAGUGGUGAAUCUUAAGUUUUUAAGGGGGAGGAGGAGAAACAAGAGAUAUUUUUUUUAAUGAAUAAAAAGAUAGCCUUAAUUAUUUUUAUUAAUUGAGUUAGCGCAUUUAAUUAUUAUAACUUGACCGCUGUUAGUAGGCCACCCUGAGGGCGAACUAAAUUGAAACUUACAUUAUGUUCUUUUUCUAAUCCUCCGAUCAUAUUUGUUAAUAUUUUGUUAUUAAUUUAAUAGAGUUAUAGAUAAAAAACAAAAUGUUAGUUUACUAUUGAUAUGUUAGGCUACUAUUAAUUGUGGUUGACAAUAGUACAUUAGUCCUGAGACAAAGAUAACUUCAAAUUGUUGGUGUUUAAUGGGUCUUCGAUAAGUUUUGGGAAAGAAAUCUGUCUCUCAUUUCCUUCUUAUUUAUCCCUUCAAUUGACCACAAUUUUUUUAGUUUUUAAGUAAAUACUGAAAUAUUAAAAAAAAAAUUACUUAAUCCAUCCUCUUCUUCUGCUAAGCAGUGUAAGACUUCUGCUUCUAGAGCCUGAUCCACAAGUCUCUAUCUUGUGCCAAUUGUUUUGUUUUUGUCCAAUCGAUACCUCUUCGGUCAAAGAAUUCCCUUAUUCCGCUCUUGCAGGUCACGUAAAAAAAAAUAUAAUUAUGGCAAUAAUUACUGAUUUUUUUUUUUUUACCUUUUUUUGAAAAUUCUAGUUCAAGAGAGUUUCUACAUUAUUAGGUUGAGAAUAUAUUUGUAAAUACUAUUGACAUCAAUUAUUUCAGAAAAAUUGAGUGAGGCCACUCUACUGCAGUCAGCUUUUGGAGGAGCCCUAGUGAAGGCCUGAACUUCAGGUUGAAACGUCGGCAAAUGUUAAAAUAAAUAUUAUUAUUUAUUUUGCCUUCUUAUUUCUGACUGAUUACCCCAACUAUCCUUCUCUUCAUUAUUCACGACAGUGAACCAUCAACCCACAAUUAUAAUACAAUUUUAAUUUUAUACAAUUAAAAACAUUAAUUUUAUAAUUUACAUAUAAGAAACCAUUGUUCUUCUGCUAAUUGUAUCUAAUCUAGUAUUUUUGUUUUACAUUU